This is a messenger RNA of Coregonus sp. 'balchen', 5406 nucleotides long. The record is from the annotation of a GenBank genome assembly. Lineage: Eukaryota; Metazoa; Chordata; Actinopteri; Salmoniformes; Salmonidae.
AUGCUGUGCGGAUCAUUCUAUCACAUGCAGCAGUCCCGAGCAUAUGGAGAACAGCUGAUUCACCGACUUCCACGGAUCAGGGUGAGUAGCACUAGGGUUGUUUUUUACCUUGACGACCUCGAACAACUCAACUCCACUGCUAGCCAGGGAAGCUCAACAGGCAUUGACUAAGGGAGCCCAGCUUUUUGAAAAGUUGAUGUUUCUCCACAACAACAACCCUUAUCUGAUCAUCAUAAGAUACCAUAAGUAUAUUAUCAUCAUCUGAUAAAAGGCUUUUAGACAUUGAGAAAACAAAGACUUAGCCCAUUGUGCUUAGUAAUGUUACGGUGAUAACCAAGACAGUGGAUUAUAUCAACAUUUAGCUGUUUUGUCCAUGGUUUUAACAAAUAAUUAUAUCUUAAUGAGUCUGCAUUUGAGAUAGAUAAUGUUCAGACUCCAAAAAGCUAGCAAAAUAAUUGUCUUUAUGUGUGAACACUAUCGCUGUUGGUAAUAACUAGGAUUUACAAAGAAACCCUUUUUGAAUUAGAUUGAAGGUGGAUUUCUUUGCACCUUAAUCUUCAUAGAAGUUAAGGUUUGUCUCACUGUGAUUUCUGAAAUAACUAACAAAAUCAUGUUACAUUUUUAUUCCUAUGAUGUCCACUAAACUGAAUCAGGGAGUUCUUAAACCCAAAUAUGUAUGAUAUGGAAGAUGGCAAAGACUGAUGAAAAACAUCGUUUUCCUCCAGGUGCUGAAAUGGAACAAAUAUGUUUGAUCCUUUUGCUUAUAAGUAAGGCACUAUCAGUUGGAGCACAAUUCAAUGGAUACAACUGUGAUGCCAACUUCCACAGCCGCUUCCCUGGUGAGAAAAUAAAUAAUACAUUAUAUUAAUUUAAAUUCAACUUCAAUGCAGGUUAUUCAUAAAACUUUAUGAAUAUAACAUAUAACUUUAACUUAACUCAUAUUGGACUGAUGCAUGCAACAUAUUUAGGAUAGUGAAUAGUUGCUAUUUCUAAUGUAUUCUAAGGUCUUGGGUAAAACAGUGGAACCUUUAUUUACACUUACAAUCAAAUAAAAUGGUAUUGUUAGCUGUUCAACAGUCUGAUGACCUGGUGGUAGAAGCUGUCUCUGAGCCAAUGGUCCAAGACCAGAUGCUCCGAUAUCGCUUGCCAGAUGGUAACAGAGUUAACAGUCCGUGGUCCGGGUGACUGUAGUCCUUGAUGACCUUCGGGCCUUCCUCAUCGCCUGGUGUAGAUGUCUUGGAAGGCAGGGAGUGAACUAUUGGGCCAUCCGCACCACCCUCUGUAGAUCUUUGCGGUUGCGGGCAGUGCAGUUGCCGUACCAGGCGGUGAUGAAGCCGAUCAAGAUGCUGUCGAUAUAGACAUCUCCAAAUAUAGCUCAAAUCAAUUAAAUAUCCAUGGUUUAAUUUUCAAUGCCAGUGUGAGCCUUCUUUAGUCUUGUUCUUUAGCCUUGUUUAGUUAUCCCUCUUUGAAAAAAAUUAAUGCACAUAAGGCCAUAAUAUGAUUUUGUGCUGUGAUAAUAACUGGUGUUGUUUUCUCUGCUCUCUCCCAGCGGAGCGGGACAUUAGUGUGUACUGUGGGGUGCAGACAAUCACCCUCAAGAUCAACUUUUGUCCUGUUCUCUUCUCCGGCUACACCGACACUGACCUGGCCCUCAACGGUCGCCACGGAGAUGCCCACUGCCGUGGUUUCAUCAAUAACAACACCUUCCCCACCGUGGUCCUCUUCAGCAUUAGCCUAGCCACCCUGGAGACAUGUGGCAAUGCCCUGGUGGUAAGAGGCCCAUGCUUCUUCCAACCACCUGUUUAUAAUGCCUUCUAUCACACCUAUGGGCCAGUUUCCUGGAAACAGAUGAAGUUCUGGACUAAAAAUAACUUUCAAUUGAGAUGCUUUAUUGAGCAUGUCUUGAAGUCCAGGACUAAGGUUCAUCUGUAUCCGGAAAACCCUUAAAGAGUCCAUGACAGAUCAUGGCUCCUCUUACCGUGGCUCCAACCACAGAGCACUUACAUCACGCCCAAGCCUUCAAAUCUUCGAAAAGGCAGCAAUAACAAAAGGAGAUACAUAACUGAAUAAAAGGUCCUACUAAUAAAAGGAAUCAACUUAAAUAUGUACACACAGUCAUCUACAGUGUCUAUGGUUUGAUGUUGACAACCUAGAUUUUAGUUUCCAUGGGACAGUGGUUCAGUAAUUGUAGUGGUGGUUGGGGUUGGGAGAAUGGAAGCCCCGGAGAGGUGAUUGCUUUUUCCUAGAAACAGUGGGAGAGAUUUGCGUGGAGCCUUUACUAAGGUUGCUUUCUUCCCCAUUUUGUUGUUUUGAUUGUAGGGUGGUUCCUGGGCCGCUGAUGCUGUGAUAAAGGGAAUACAGUUAGGGAUUAGCACGAUGAGGGGGCAUUAGCUUCAUAGUAUGGUUGAUGUUAUCGUCUCUGGCCCUCCCUACUGAUGGGACCUUGACUCCAAUAAUGGUGGGGAUGAGAUUGGGUAGGCAUUCACCUGACUCGAUUUUGUGUUGCAGGUUUCCACGGCUCAGGGUCCUAAUGCUUAUGGGAACCUUUCACUGGUGCAGAUUGGGAACAUAUCAGGGUACAUCGAUACACCAGAUCCCCCGACUAUCAUUAGCUACCUGCCAGGUCUGCUCUACAAGUUCAGCUGUAGCUACCCUCUGGAAUACCUGGUUAACAAUACACAGCUGGCUUCGUAAGUGCUGUGAAAUAAUCCCUCAAGUUUCUAUGAUGAUUGUUAUCCAUUCACAUGUCUAAAAUGCCUCUGAAUUGAUAAUACAGUUAAUAAUACAGAUAAUUCAAUGUCAGUGUAGUGACAUCAUAUGAGUGUGUCAAAAUUGGGUUGUCAAUGGACUUAAUUGAUUAGCAUUUUAGAUAUACUGUACAUAGAGAGGCAGUAAACUGAAGAGCACAAUGAAGAUAACACAUGAUAUGAGAAGGUCAUAGGAUCUCAGUUGUAUAUUAAAAGAGAAUCAUGCAUCACAUUGACAUAUGGUCCAUUUAUCAAGAUAUCUUAAAGUAAACCAAGAUAAACAAUAUGCAUAUGUGACUCAUAAUGUUGGAUAUAAAUCAUUCAAUAAAUCAUGUUUAGCAUAACUUCAAUUUCCAUGUUUAUUCAAGGUCAGCUGCUGCAAUAUCAGUGAAGGACAGCAAUGGUACUUUUGUCAGUACUUUAAGUCUACUGCUUUACAAUGUAAGUACAUUUUUACAAAUGACACAAUUGCAUUUUCUCUAUGAUGCACUUUCACUGCUAGAUUUACUAACCAUAUUAUACAUGCAAAGUUUGCAACCAGGAAUAAAACGUACAUACAGUGCCUUCAGAAACUAUUCACACCCCUUGACUGUUUCCACAUUUUGUUGUGUUACAAAGUGGGAUUAAAAUGGAUCUAAUUGUAAUUUUUUGUCAACGAUCUACACAAAAUACUCUGUAAUGUCAAAGUGGAAGAAAAAUUCUAACAUAAACAAAUAAAUACAUCAAAACAAAUCUUGAUUAGAUACUGUAUACCUUCAACCCCCUGAGUCAAUACAUGUUAGAAUAACCUUUGGCAGCGAUUACAGCUGUGAGUCUUUCUGGAUAAGUCUCUAAGAGCUUUCCACACCUGGAUUGUGCAAAAUUUGUCCAUUAUUAUUUUCAAAAUUCUUCAAGCUCUGUAAAAUUGGUUGUUGAUAAUUGCUAGACAACCAUUUUCAGGUCUUGCCAUAGAUUUUCAAGCAGUUUUAAGUCAAAACUGUAACUAGGCCACACAGGAGCUUCUUGGUAAGCAAUUCAUAUCCCAGUGUCUGGUGGAAAGCAGACCGAAACAGGUUUUCCUCUAGGAUUUAGCCUGUGCUUAGCUCCAUUCCGUUUAUUUUUUAUUUUGAAAAACUCCCCUGUCCUUAAUGAUGACAAGCAUACCCAUAACAUUAUACAGCCACCUCUAUGCUUGAAAGUAUGGAGAGUGGUACUCAGUAAUGUGUUGAAUUGAAUUUGCGCCAAAUAUAAGACUUUAUUCAGGACAAAAAGUAAAUUCAUCUGCCACAUUUUUUGCAGUAUUACUUUAGUGCUUUGUUGCAAACAGGAUGCAUGUUUAGGGAUAUUUUUAUUCUGUACAGGCUUCCUUUUUUUCACUCUGUCAAUUAGGUUAGUAUUGUGGAGUAACUACAAUGUUGUUGAUCCAUCCUCAGUUUUCUCCUAUCACAGUCAUUAAACACUGUAACAGUUUUAAAGUCACGAUUGGCCUCAUAGUGAAAUCCCUGAGCGGUUUCCUUCCUCUCCGGUAACUGAGUUAGGAUGGACGCCUGUAUCUUUGUAGUUACUGGGUGUAUUGAUACACAUCCAAAGUGUAAUUAAUUACUUCACCAUCCAAGGGAUAUUCAAUGUCUGCUUUUAUUAUUUAUACCCAUCUACCAAUAGGUGCCCUUCUUUGCGAAGCAUUGGAAAACCUCCCUGGUCUUUGUGGUUGAAUCUGUGUUUGAAAUUCACUGCUUGACCUUACAGAUAAUUGUAUGUGUGGGGUACAGAGAUGAGGUAGUCAUUCAAAAAUUAUGUUAAAAACUAUUAUUGCACACAGAGUGAGUCCAUGCAUCUUAUUAUGUGACUUGUUAAGCAAAUAUUUGGUCCUGAACUUAUUUAGGCUUGCCAUAACAAAGGGAUUGAAUACUUAUUGACUCAAGACAUUUCAGCUUUUCAUUUUAAAUUAAUAUAUUUAAAAAAUACGAAAAACAAAAUUCCAUUUUGACAUUACAGGGUAUUGUGUGUAGGCCAGUGACAAACAAUCUCAAUUUAAUCUAUUUUAAAUUUAGGCUGUAACACAACAAAAUGUGGAAAAAGUCAAUGGGUAUGAAUACUUUCUGAAGGCACUGUAGAGCAAAAUGGUAAAAUGAAAGUGAACCAUAAACACUGUACCACAAAAACAUAUUAACCAUAAAGACACUACAUUCAUUUUAUCUCCUUCUGAAAUGCAACUCAAAGUUCUGUCAUAUCCUAAUAGAAGUUCUAUCACAUCCAGACAACGGAAGUAUUGAGUAGUUUUCAUGAGGAAUUGUCAUAACUGGGAAUUUGACAGCGGAUAGGAAAUACAGGGAUACUGUGGCUAUUAUACAUUUACAGGUUAAAUAACUGUGCAUACAGAACUAUUUUUUAUUCCAGUAAUGGAGGAGAUUUGUGCCAAUUUACCCUACAUUUAUUUUUUAAAUGAAUAAUAAGAAUUAAAAAAGGGUAUUUUUGAACAGAUUACAAAUCCAGUGCAAUUCAUGAAUCCUGUCCUCAUCUACAUGUUAAUAUGAGGGACUAAAACAAUUGUGACUUGUUGAUUUCUUUGUGUGUCUCUGUAAAGGACUCGUCAUACGUUCAGCAGCUGUCAAUCCCUAUGGCGGGGCUCACACUGAAGACACGUGUGUUUGCAGCAGUCAAAGCUACCAACUUGGACAGG